Musa acuminata AAA Group (dessert banana) is the source of this 2686-nucleotide messenger RNA. RefSeq lists its product as uncharacterized. Gene Ontology annotation, biological process: regulation of gene expression. The coding region runs from base 118 to 2253 and encodes 711 amino acids. Gene Ontology annotation, cellular component: cytoplasm. Gene Ontology annotation, molecular function: mRNA binding. The transcript has 8 exons. The record is from RefSeq and is a predicted model, not a curated record. Lineage: Eukaryota; Viridiplantae; Streptophyta; Magnoliopsida; Zingiberales; Musaceae.
GUGCAACAUAAAUCUGCCCGUCUCGAGGAUCUGCUUAGGGUUUCCAUUAUCAGCUUUCAUUCGCGAGCCACCUCUUCCUCUCUUAGCCGCUCUGCACUGCCGACGGAGGCCGCUUCCAUGGCGGAGGAGCUCCGCUGCUCUUCUCGACCCGACAACAAGCGAAAGUUCGGCGAUCGAUCCGCGAGGGCCUCCCUCUCGCCGCCGGCGAGGCGGUCGACGGGCUUCUCGGCACCGAUCGCCUCGUCGUCCCCCGAGGGUGGCGCCCCCAUCCAACCAUCCUACAAUAGCGUCUCCCUGCCCCUCGAUGGGAUCGAGCUUGCGAAGCAACGGGCCCAGGAGAUCGCCGCGAGGCUUUUCAGCGACGCUGAGGCCAAGCGCCCUAGGAUUGAGGACGGAGGAGGCGUGGAAGAUUCGAGAGAAAAGGGUUUUGGCUCUUUUCCGAAUGAUUUUGCAAAGAAGCCUUUUAGCCAUCCUAUACCUUCUCAGGUUGGCAUGACUUCCCAGUCAUUUCACACGUAUGGUUAUCAGGGUACAAGCAAAACGAUUGAGAUCCCGAAUGGAAGGGUUGGCGUAGUCAUUGGCAAAAGUGGAGAGACAAUUAAAUAUCUUCAGCUUCAAUCGGGAGCAAAGAUUCAAGUUACUAGAGAUUUGGAUGCAGAUCCUAAUUCACAGACUAGAUCGGUAGAACUUGUUGGUACCUCUGAACAGAUUAGCAAGGCUGAGCAGUUAAUAAAUGAUGUGCUUGCUGAGGCUGAUGCUGGGGCUUCUGGCAUCAAUUCAACUCGUAAACAUGGCAGUGUUCAACCUGGUGCUGAGCAAUUUCAGAUGAAAGUUCCAAACAACAAGGUUGGUCUGGUGAUUGGCAAAGGUGGUGAGACCAUAAAAAAUAUGCAAGCUAGAUCUGGUGCACGUAUCCAGGUGAUGCCUUUGCAUCUAUCACCUGGUGAUACAUCAACUGAAAGAACAGUGUAUAUAGAUGGGACAAAUGAGCAGAUUGAAUCAGCAAGACAAUUGGUCAAUGAAGUUAUUAGUGAGAAUCGUAUGAGGAAUACAGCUAUGUCUGGAGGGUAUCCUCAGCAAGGUUACCAUCCACCUCGUCCUUCGACAAGUUGGGGUCUGCCUGGUGCACCUCCCAUGCAGCCGCCUGGUUAUGGUUACAUGCCUCCUGGAUCUUAUCCUGGGCCACCACCUCAGUCUAAUAUGCCCCAGCCACCUUAUGGUGGCUACCCCACACCUGCAUCGACAGGUUUCUCUUCUGGGUGGAACCAAACACCCAAUCAGCCUACUCAGCAAACUGCACCAGGAGCUGGAUAUGAUUAUUACAAUCAACAAUCACAGCAGCAGCAGCAGCGACAACAGCCUCUUGGGGGAUCUUCUGCGCUUGCGGAUAGCACAAGUUACAACUAUGGACAGCCUCCUCCUGAUUACAACAAUCAAGUGUCCUAUGGUGAUGCUGCUUACUCCCAGGCUUCUAUGGGGCAACAAGGUUAUGUGCAGGAUGGAUACUCCAGUGUCUAUAAUUGUUCCGCAUCUCAACCUGGUUAUUAUCAGCCUACGUUGGACCCCCAAAAUGGAUUUGAUCAACAGGGCUAUGGUUCAGCUUUUGGCUAUGGAACGGUGGCUAAUCCAUGUGAAGAUGGAUCCGCCUCUGCUUACAGUGCUGAGGGUGGGUCUACUCAAGCACCUCCAACUCAACAAGCCCCUUCAAGUCAGCCUUCUGCUACCCAAGGGUACACAGGUCAACCACCACAAACACCAAUUAGUACCACUGCAAGUUAUCCUACCCAAGGAACAGCACCAUCUGGAUAUGGUAUUCCCCCAACAUCACAGCUAGGACAUGGGAGUCAGAUCCCUACUAUGGCUGGAUAUGGCCAAGUACCAUCUCCUAGUUAUGGGCAGCCUUCUCGGGUCCAGGACCCGCCAGGUACUCAGGGUGUUUAUCAACAAGGUCAACAGACUGUGUCUACUGAAGCUGGCUGUGUGCAGAGUGCUCCCGUGCAACCAGGAUAUAAACAAGCUCCAUCAUCUCAAGCUGGUUAUGGGCAACAACAAACCUAUGGCGUGUCACCGCAUAACCAACCAGGUUAUGGUCCACAACAGCAGCAACCAUACAGCGAUUCUUAUGUUGGUGAUGUCCAUUCACAGCCUCCUGCAUACUCUAAUGACAAUGCUGCACAAGGGGCCUAUGAUGCAUCUACUGCUCCACCUGCUGUUUCAAGUGGUGCAGCAAUAACUAAGUCACCCACAACUUGAUAUUGCCUGGGUUAUCGGGACUUUCACUGGUAUUCAUGUGUCUCGGACCCUCGUUGGAGAUUGAAGUGCUAUCUGCCCAAGAAAGGCAAUGUUCUGGUUAAUCAAACAGAAAUUUGUUCUGGUUAAUCAAACAGACAUUCCUGGUCGCUGUGAUGCUGGAUAGAUUGAACAGAACUUGAGAAAUGCCAGAAUCAAAUCUUUGAAGAAUGCUGAUGCUGCUUAUUGUUGGAUUCUUCUUGCCUGGUUCUGUAUUGGUGAGGUUGUUGGGGGUCCUCCGCACCAAUUUGAUGCUGAACCCUAUCAAACCAACCCUCUGCGUUUGUCAUGUGGGUUGCCCAAGGUGGUUUCCUUCCCUGUUCAGGAGUCUGCCCACUAUAAUUUUAUUGUUCCAGCCCCAGUUUAGUUUGGAAAUGGAAAUUCCUAAAUUUUCUCA